Messenger RNA from Symbiodinium natans, 357 nucleotides. The record is from the annotation of a GenBank genome assembly. NCBI's taxonomy places the organism in Eukaryota, Dinophyceae, Suessiales, Symbiodiniaceae.
AUGACGCACAAGGUCUUCGGACAGCGCGAGGGAAUGGAAGCUUUCCUGGCCCCCGCGGCCCGCAGCGUCCACAAGCGAAGAUCCAUCGCAUGGGUGCCCGACGAGGUUGACAACGCUGCGAACACUGCGGAAGAGAAUGGCGCGGCAGAGAAUCUCUCGCCGGGAUGCACCAGUGACCAGUGGACAUAUUCGAGGACGACCGGCAUCCCAGAAAUGUGGUCCCUGAAAGGCCAAGUCGCCGAGGCCGCCCGCCUGGCCGCCCUCCGGGAUCGGCUCGCGGGAAUUCUCGGGGGUCCCGUGGUCGAGCUCCGCUCGGACUUGCAGAAGCUGCGCGCGGAUGCCGUGGAGGCGGAUUGA